Messenger RNA from Athene cunicularia (burrowing owl), 3166 nucleotides. RefSeq names its product ras homolog family member J (gene RHOJ). The record is from RefSeq and is a predicted model, not a curated record. The transcript is spliced from 5 exons. Gene Ontology annotation, biological process: small GTPase-mediated signal transduction. Gene Ontology annotation, molecular function: GTP binding; GTPase activity. Bases 101 to 745 code for a protein of 214 amino acids. Lineage: Eukaryota; Metazoa; Chordata; Aves; Strigiformes; Strigidae.
UUCUAAACUCAGGAAAAGUCAAUACAAUCGCACUUCAUUUUUUCUUCAUGUGCACUUGGAAGUCCUGGGAGCAGCCAGAGCAGCGGCAGUAGCAGCAAGAAUGAACUGCAAGGAAGAAGAUGACAACUGCACUGACGGGAGCAGCAAUAACACGAAGAAGAUGUUAAAAUGCGUGGUGGUUGGGGAUGGUGCAGUUGGGAAAACCUGUUUGCUGAUGAGCUAUGCCAAUGAUGCCUUUCCAGAGGAGUAUGUCCCCACUGUGUUUGACCACUAUGCAGUAACUGUGACUGUGGGAGGACAACAACACUUGCUGGGACUUUAUGACACUGCAGGACAGGAGGACUACAACCAGCUGAGACCCCUGUCCUACCCCAACACGGAUGUGUUUUUGAUCUGCUUCUCAGUGGUGAACCCUGCUUCGUACCACAAUGUCCAGGAGGAGUGGGUGCCUGAGCUGAAAGUCUGCAUGCCCAACGUGCCUUACGUCCUCAUAGGAACACAGAUUGAUCUCCGAGAUGAUCCCAAAACUCUGGCUCGGCUGCUUUACAUGAAGGAGAAACCACUCACUUAUGAGCACGGUGUGAAGCUAGCAAAGGAGAUUGGAGCGCAGUGCUAUCUGGAGUGCUCAGCCCUCACACAGAAAGGCCUUAAGACUGUCUUUGAUGAGGCAAUCCUGACCAUUUUCCACCCCAAGAAGAAGAAGAAGCGUUGUGCAAAGUGCUACAGCUGCUGCACCCUUGUGUGAAGUCACUUGGAAAGAAAAACAAGAAGAGUUCCAUUAAAUAAAGCAGGUUAGAAAGGCAAUGAUGGUCACAUGCAACUGAAAUGGGGAACAUGACCAGAAAGGGGUCCUUCUUACCCAAUAUAGGAGCCCUCUGUUCUGUGAAACCUCCAAGCUGUAUCAGACUAGGCCAACUCAUGUCUAUGUGCUUUCCUAACCCUCCAGAGCUGUAUGCAGCCUGUUCCCACUCCUGCAGACUGCACUGAGCCAACAGAAACCAGGAUGCCUGCUCCUGCUUGACUCUUCACCUUAGGAAUAAGGUGAAGGUGGUGUGUGGAAAAACAAAGAAUAAAGGUGGUAAAAGAAACAGGAGAAACUCCUUUUGUGACCUUAAGCAAGAAUUGAUCAAAAUUAGGAAUCUGCAGUACUUAGGAUUGAAUCUGAACUGACUGAAAGCACAUGGAGAUAUGUAAAAAUCUAAUAUGUAAGAUAUACACUAUAGGUAGGAUGUACUUUUAAAUUACUUUUCUUUUAUAGGACUUGCUAGUUCAGACUAUACUUUAGUUUGUUCAAACCACAUGGAAGCAACGGUGGAAUGAUUCCAGUUUGUUUUCACUUAAUGGUGAAACUUCACAGUGUCAGGAUGUUGUUGCACCCAAGCUAUCAAAAUGGAUCAACAUUUACCUCCAGACUUAGGAAUGUUCUUACAACAGAAAAAUGCAAAUAACUAUAUUUUUACAGGGGAAUGUUCAGGCUGAGCCAUGUUUCCAUAAGCUGGGAAAGGAAGAACAGAGUUGUAGCAUUCAUGUACUGAAACACAGAAAUUUUGCCACCAAAGAAUAUUGCCCGAAACGUGAAAUAGCAGUGUGGAACCAUCUCCCGUCCAAACUGAGAACAUGAACAAGACACAUUGCCAUGGCAACUGAAAAUUUACCUUAGAGAUCAGCUGGAUUUCUACAUCUCACCCAGCAGACAAAAAUAGCAAAACCCCAAGUGCCAAAGGUCAUACUGACUUCAAGUGCCUUAAGAUGAUCCAACUGCCUUAAGAUUAUUUUUUUAAUGGAGUAUCUCAUGUAAAAAAACUCAUCAAAGUGGAGUUGUAAACAUGUUGAUUACUUGUAGUCUUCUUCCUCCCACUCAUCCCUUCUUUCUUUGCUCCCGUUUUUCCAUCUUCAUUACUGCGAGUGCUGUUUAAGUUGCAUGGCUGCAGCGCUCAGGAGUGAACUUUCACAUGAGUCGCAGAUGAUGGACUGCAGCCGACAGCACAGAGCUGGGAAGUCCAGACCUUAAGGGAAGGGAAGCUGCCUCUUAGCUCUCUUUGCUGUUGAAGGAAGCGUGCCUUUUCACUAAAGCCUCUCCAGGGACCCUGUACUUUUGCACAUCAUAGCAACACAGACACUUCAGAGGUGAACUCGAAGGGCAUCUUGAUACCUGCAUCUGCCUUCGGGUACCCUGGCAAUGCCACGAGACUACCUUGUUAUGGAUUUCAUUCCCCAAGUAAAAGAUCACAGUCCCAGCAAAUAUAGAUUUCAAGAGCUCUGCUGUAACUCCUUGCAAAGCAGUGUCUGUAGUCAGCGUUUCCAGAAGCGCCAGGAGUAAGCAAGUAACAGCAGUGCACCCUGCCAGCCCAGGGACACACGUUCUGUGCCCCCCUGCACCCCGUUUCAGGGGACUGCCAGCCCACUCCUCUUCAGAAGCACAGUAGCAUGGCUGAGUACACACAUGCAACCAGAAGAACUCUUGUCAUUAGUGGUGAAUUAUAGACCCGGUGUUAUCUGGAGCAAUUAGUGACUUCAGCAGGACUACAGGAACUGCACCCUUGGCCCAGAGAAGGGAAAAAGCAUGAUGCAGUGCCCAAUCCCGCACUCAUCGAGGUUCAUGGAUCCAAGCUCCUCCUUUAAUACAAAAUUAAUCUACCGUGGACACCUACAGAAACCAGCUCUGUCACCCCAAAAGGUUUCCAGGUAGAAAUCAACAGUUCUCUCUGACAAAAGUGAACAAAUUCAAGGCAAACACCAUGUUGCAGUUCCCAGCCAGCUUUCACUCACCGUUUCUUUCCCGCUGCAUACAAGCAUGGAUGAAAACAACGCUGUGCUGAAUCAAAGACAGACAAUAGAAAGAUUUCCUCACUGCUGGUAUUUUUGUGCAUAUUUUAUAUUCAGUUUUAUUAUGUCCCAGACAUUUGCUUCAAAUAGACUGGCCGAUAUAUCAUAGCACAGCUCAGAGCGGACAGUGCUGAAGCCCAGUGAAGGAGUUCAUGUUGUGCCGCAGAGGCUGUGUUGCCGCUCCCAGGCAGAGCUGGGACACUGGCAACCAGCUGAACUAUAAUGUGUAAAGAGAUUCUAGAGAAGUAUGAGGAAAAUGGGGAGUGGAUUAAAUAAAUAAAUAUUUAGGUUAAGUUUGUUGGUUUACAACAUGACUAGAAUUCCAUGAAUAAAAAAAAAA